Molecule: messenger RNA, 2215 nt
Organism: Sinocyclocheilus rhinocerous
Lineage: Eukaryota; Metazoa; Chordata; Actinopteri; Cypriniformes; Cyprinidae
Product: gametogenetin-binding protein 2-like
Exons: 14
Coding region: 150-2189 (679 amino acids)
Cellular component (GO): cytoplasm; nucleus
Source: RefSeq, a predicted model, not a curated record
CGGAGCCCGGAACUUCUUUUCUGACGUAUCCGGGGGGCCAAAGGUCAUAGAACAUUCGCCUGCCACAUACGCCUCUGUCGCACUUGUUUGUUUUUGUCCAAAAAAAAAGAAACAACCUUCGGAAACAGCAGGCAGAUCUGGGCAAAGACAUGGCGCGUCUGGUGGCUGUCUGCAGAGACGGGGAAGAGGACUAUCUGUUUCUUGCACGUCAGAUUCCCUUGUACAUCGAUGACUCGCUCACGAUGGUGAUGGAGUUUCCUGACAGUAUUCUGGACUUUGACAGCUGUCAGAUGAACAGUUCACAAAUGAAGCAGUUUAUUGAGCAUUACAGCAUGCUAAAGCAGCAGGACCUGAACAUGGCGUUGAUGGUGAUGUCUCGUGAGGUGUUCAGCGCUCUGUCUCAGUCUGUGCCGUGCGUGGGCUGCCGGCGCAGCGUGGAGCAUCUGUUCUCUCAGCUCACGGACUCUGGAUACUUCGCACUUGAACCGCUCACUGUGGGAUCCUCUGGAGUGCUGUCAGUCACACGGGUGUGUCUCACAGACCCCAGGAAGCUCUACACGCUCUUUUAUGUUCAUGGGUCAAAGUUAAACAACGUAAUUGAUUCCAUUCCCAAGAGUAAAAAGAAUAAACGCUGUCAGCUGCACUCUUUAGACACGCACAAACCGAAGCCUUUAGGGGGCAGCUGGAUGGACGUGUGGGAGCUGAUGUCACAGGAGUGUCGUGAUGAAGUGGUUUUGAUUGACAGCACCUCUCUGCUGGAGACUCUGGAGACGUACCUGCGCAAACACCGGUUCUGUACGGACUGUAAGAACAAGGUUCUGAGAGCGUAUAACAUCCUGGUAGGAGAUCUGGACUGCAGUAAAGAGAAGGGCUACUGUGCUGCUCUGUAUGAGGGGUUACGCUGCUGCCCCCAUGAGCACCACAUUCACGUCUGCUGUGAGACUGAUUUCAUCGCACACUUACUGGGCCGAGCAGAACCAGAGUUCGCUGGGGGUUAUGAGCGUCGAGAGAGACACGCGAAGACCAUAGAUAUCGCACAGGAGGAGGUGCUGACGUGUCUAGGAAUUCAUCUGUACGAGCGGCUGCACAGAAUCUGGCAGAAGCUGCGAGCAGAAGAGCAGACGUGGCAGAUGCUCUUCUAUCUGGGCAUUGAUGCACUCCGCAAAAGCUUCGAGAUGGCGGUGGAGAGGGUUCAGGGCAUCAGCCGGCUGGAGCAGCUCUGUGAGGAGCUCUCAGAAGAGGAGCGAGCCAAAGAACUCAAACAGGAGAAAAAGAGGCAAAAACGCAAGAACAGACGCAAAAACAAGUGUGGCUUCGAACAAGAGGCGGAGGGGGAAAAAGACAAAAGUCUUGAUGAGGGUUCGUCUGAGUCUGUGGACGGCGGCUGUAAGUCGUGUGGCAGUGGAGAGGAGUCAGUCGGCAGUGUGGAGGUCAUCAUCACCAGCGUGAGUUCAUCCUGCACCUGCUCCGCCGCCUCCAUCCUGCAUUCCCCCAAAACCAAGAAAGCACUCUUGCCUCACAGUAACGGCAGUGACUGUGGUUACUGUUCCAGUAUGGAGGGCAGCGAGACGGGAUCCAGAGAGGGCUCAGACGUGGCCUGCACCGAGGGCAUGUGCAACCAUGAUGAAACAGGUGAAUACUCAUGUAGUCACCGCUGCUCAGAGGAGAAGGAAGAGGAUGCUGUGGACAGCUGUGUGGAGUGCUGGGCAAACUCAGAAGACAACACAAAGGGCAAAAAUAAAAAGAAGAAAAGAAAAAACAAGGCGUCACUUUGCAGGAGCGAGCAUGGAUCUAAAGCAGAGGAGAGCUGUGUGUCUGACGGCAGUAGGAGAGGAUCUGGAUCUCCUGCCGUUCACAAGUCUCCCUCCCCUUCACCGCACCCCUGCAGAAGCAAAGAAACUCCAUGCUGUGAAUCCUAUGAGAGCUUCAGCCAUCAUGUGAGCAGCAGCAGACACUUCCACAGUCAGCCUGUCUUACCGGACACCUGCGCCAAGAGCCUCAUGGAGUUACUGAAUGAAUCUGAAGUGACCUCAGAUGAAGAGAACUGUCUGACGCAGAACGAGAUCCAGUCGUUCGUAGAGAACAACAAAUCAUUCUACCGCACACGAGACAAGUACAGACAGCACCUUAAAGAUCGCUUCACCAAAUACUGCCGCGGAGAGUGGCUCCAGGCCACCAGCGUCAACUAGACUCACCGCCGCACACUAACUCACAC